Molecule: messenger RNA, 372 nt
Organism: Grosmannia clavigera kw1407
Lineage: Eukaryota; Fungi; Ascomycota; Sordariomycetes; Ophiostomatales; Ophiostomataceae
Exons: 2
Coding region: 1-372 (123 amino acids)
Source: RefSeq, a predicted model, not a curated record
AUGCAUCAAGACGCCAUGAGCAGCUGCGGGUCUCGCGCGACAGGCCAGGUCAUUACCGGCUGGGCCGAGAAUGCCGACGACUUCAGCAUGCAGAACAUUGCCGACAGCCACCAUUGGAUGGCAGUCACCAUGAUUGAGGAUGACGACCUCAUGUUUGACAAUAAGCCACUUUGCACAUGGUACGAGGAAGGCCGACGACGAUACAGUUCGGGAGACAACGACAACAUGGUACUCUCGCCGAGCAGCUCUGUUGAGGAGGAGGAAGAGCUGCACCGCGGCAGACAACGGGAUCGUCCGCAAUACCAGAAGCCGCCAACCAAACAUCACAAGACUGCAAGCAGCUCCAAGAGCGACGACAAGAGCAAGCAUUGA